This is a messenger RNA of Alternaria burnsii, 3639 nucleotides long. Its product is annotated as fumarylacetoacetate hydrolase-like protein. Lineage: Eukaryota; Fungi; Ascomycota; Dothideomycetes; Pleosporales; Pleosporaceae. Gene Ontology annotation, molecular function: acetylpyruvate hydrolase activity; zinc ion binding; DNA binding. The coding region runs from base 1 to 3639 and encodes 1212 amino acids. The record is from RefSeq and is a predicted model, not a curated record. Gene Ontology annotation, biological process: DNA-templated transcription. The transcript has 8 exons.
AUGACUCUACGACCAGCUUCAGGAUCUGCGGAAAUGAGCGAUGAGGAGAUGCCUCCCGAACAGGACGAAAUUAGCAAUGAUGAAGAAAUCAGGACCACACAAAGCUCGGAAGGUCCUGUCUCGAAGGUCGCCGUACGUCAGGGUUUGAAUAUACAUCCAGGAGUCUCCAAAUGUACUGAGCUAACUGGAGACACUAGUGUGAUAGAUGCCGUAGACGCAAAUGAAAGCAAGAUCGAAGAUAUAACCAAAAAGCUUGACGACUUGGCUCGCCUCGUGCAGCGGCUCGAAGUGCGGCCAGAUCAAAGUCUUUCCCAACGCAGUACCAUAAAUGCCAACCUACAUACGACCAGCAAAUCGUCACGACCACCCCAAACAUCCACUCCCGAUCAUGAGGGCAUCGACAUUUCCUUGCUCCUGAACGUGAUCCAGGUGGCCGACUUACUCGAGACAGCCCUAGAUCAUGAGGAUACUGGAGACCAGUCAUCCACUGUCGCCGACAUUCGACUAUCUCGUCAGACUUUGCAAGACGUUUUACGGUCUCAAAGUCGCCAUAGCAGCCUCCAUGAAGGACCACCAUUUGCAAAAACAUUGCCUCCUGGCAUGACUCUAAGAGAUCUCCCGCUUCCAACCAUAGAAAAUGUCAUGGCAUGUCUCAGAAUGGUUCAAGAUCACGGGACCACCACAGUCCCCUGGCUAGGAGAGACAAUGUCAUUUGGCGAUUUUACCCUCAUCAUCGUUCAGGUCUGUUCUCCUGGGCCCAUUACCGAUGUCAAACUCAUCAUUGCCCUCUCUGGACUGUAUUGGAUGUUUAACAUGUGCGGAACAUGGGCAUCUCCUGUUGCACUAGAAGAUUUCAAAGACCAAGCAAGAUUAUGCCAAAAUAGCCUAGAGACAGUGUUGUCGACAUUGAACUUUUGGUUACCCACAACAGUCGAUGCCGUUCUAGCCAUGAACUUAGCGUCUGUAUAUUGUCUUCAAAAAGGCAAGAUCUACGCUUGCUGGACGUUCAUCAACAAAGCCGCUAUGCUCGGCCAGGCUCUGGGCUUGCAUCAGGACAGUUCAUCGUCUGGACUUGCUUCUGAAGAACGGCAUCGGCGCUUUUGUCUCUUCUGGUCAACUUAUUGCAUUGAGCGACCCACCGCGCUUAGGCUCGGGCGUCCUUCGACGAUACGUGAUGAGCACAUUACCAUACCGAAGCCGGACCAGUACCCCACCCUUCAAGGCCUUACUUCGAGCAGACAAAGCUUGAUACAUGCUGUCGAGAUGUCAAGGCUCCACGGCAGCGCAUAUGAUGACCUUUUCAGUCCGAGCGCACUUGCGCUCCCUGCGACGCAUCGGACAACACGCGGUCAAGCCAUCGCUGCAGAAUGGCGUGCUCUAAUCGCUUCGAAAGAAUCUUCUAUGGCUCGAUGGAAUGAAGACUCGCGUGGCACAAUCGGAGAAUUGAUGCCAGUUGAAUUCGCACAGCACGCCACCAGAGCCACUGAUUAUCUGCUUCUUGUCGCCAUUUACCGCGUUGCAUUCAGCAAGCCAUCGACGAAGGUUUCUUCCGAAUGCAUAGCCGCUGCUCGUACAAGUCUUCGUGAGCAUACUCAGUGUAUCGCACUGCUCGUCAGCUACAACAACGAUCCUGCUCUGUUCGAGCUAUGGGUUAACGGGGGGCUAAUCCUCUUUGCGUUCGUGCCUUUCAACAUCAUCUUCUGCAGCGUCAUUGAGACUGCCAAUCUCGCAGACCUUGAAAGUUUGGAGACUUACGUUGAUGCUCUAGCGUCCCUCGCAAAGAAGCCAGAAUACACAUCAUGCGCAAAGCAACUAGAGAUAUUCAGGGCGCUGCAUAAGCUGGCUUUGCUCGUCAACAUGGCUCCGUCCGAUCUAGCUAACGGGAAUGUUUCGCUUACCAACUAUGUGUCCUAUCGAGAUACGCGUACUGGGCGGAGUCGCGUCGGACAUUACGACUUCAAUGACAAAACUAUCCGGCCGUUGGCCUUCGCAUCUGGAACUCUACUGAGCGAUCUCUAUCAAGUCAUUGAAGUUGGUGAGCUCAACAUUGUCGCCGUUGGCAAACCACUACCCGCUUCAUCGGUCAAGAUCCUUCCUCCCUUUCCAAGCCGAGACGUCCUUUGCGUCGGCAAGAACUACGCCGAACAUGCGAAGGAGUUCAACAGCUCCGGUUUUGAUAGCUCAGACAAAGUAGAUACUCCUUCGCAUCCUGUGAUCUUCACCAAACGUUACACGUCGAUCAUUGCAGACCGGGAGAAUGUCUACCCCCACCCAGAAUUCACGAAAACUGUCGACUAUGAGGGUGAGAUUGGUGUAGUCAUUGGUAGGGCCGGUUUUCGUAUCUCAGAAGCAGAUGCGAUGAGCCAUGUGUGGGGCUAUACUAUCGUGAACGAUAUCACAGCGCGUGAGCGGCAGAGAGACCACAAGCAGUUUUACAUCGGCAAGUCGCCCGAUACGUUCUGCCCAAUGGGUCCAGUCGCUGUACCUGCGUCGAAGUUGGAAAGAACAUUGCGGAUUCAAACGCACAUCAACGGCGAGCUGCGACAGGACGCAACGACGGAUGAUCUUAUCUUCUCAAUUCCGUUCUUGAUCAAGACCAUGUCGGAAGGACAAACACUGAUGCCAGGUGACGUCCUUGCGACCGGUACCCCCGCCGGUGUUGGGAUUGGAAGAAAUCCCCCUGUCUAUCUCAAACCUGGAGACACUAUGACUGUAUCAGUGACUGGUCUAGGUGCUUUGACGAAUUGCAUUGGGAAUUUAGGAGACAACAGUCCUAUCGCGAGUCGCGUGGCGGAUGUUACCCACAUACAGCGAAAAGAUCCAACCGGGAGCGUCGAUUCUGGACUACUGGCAAAGGUCAAUGACAAGCUCGUCUAUUACAAGAAUCUGGGAAGUCGCUCAGGCCCUCCGGUCGUUUUCGUGCAUGGACUAGGAGGGAGCUCAGAGUAUUACAGACCACUCAUCCAUUCACUGGAUAUCGCCAGGUCGCAUCAGCUAUGGGUAUAUGAUCUAGAGGGCCAUGGCCUAUCACCAACAUCGCCGCUCAGCAGACUCAGCAUCGAAUCCUUUGCCGCGGACCUGAAUGGCUUGUUCGAAGCAGAAGACAUCUCAUGUAACGCCACUAUUGUGGCGCACUCCAUAGGAUGCCUAGUCGCCCUAAAGUUCGCAUUAGCACAUCCGGAAAAGGUGGGAAGGUUGAUCCUGCUCGGUCAUCCAUUUGCAACGCUCGAAGCCACCACUAAUGAUGCGUAUGAGCUAGCCGAUAGUGUGCGUAAACUUGGAAUUGCAUGUGACAUCGACGAAAGGAUAAAUCUGACUACUUCAAAAAAGACCAGGACGUCGAAUCCGCUGGCGAUGGCAGCGAUAAGGAUGCUGCUGCUUGGUCAGGAUCCUGAAGGUUACGCAAAGGCUUUGACAGCGCUUGGUGAUGCACAUGAUCUUGACUUCUCUGCAGUACAGGCGACCACUCUCUUUGUUACUGGAACCGAGGACUACCUCUCUCCGCCACACCUGUGUGAGAAGUUCAAGGCAGAGAUGAAUGCAGAAGCGAGCCUGCGAGUCUUGGAGAAUGUGGGUCAUUGGCAUGUUUUUGAGGAUCUUGCAGGCGUGGCAGAGGUUAUCAGGGACUUUGUCCAAUAG